Molecule: messenger RNA, 3984 nt
Organism: Schizosaccharomyces octosporus yFS286
Lineage: Eukaryota; Fungi; Ascomycota; Schizosaccharomycetes; Schizosaccharomycetales; Schizosaccharomycetaceae
Product: kinetochore protein Spc7
Exons: 1
Coding region: 73-3801 (1242 amino acids)
Biological process (GO): protein localization to kinetochore; mitotic sister chromatid biorientation; mitotic spindle assembly checkpoint signaling
Source: RefSeq, a predicted model, not a curated record
GGUUUGGUAAUUAGAGAGUUGAAACCUAAACACAACCAAGUUAUACUUGGAAACGUAUUGUUUUCAUUGACGAUGUCAGCAUCGCCUCGCCGUAAUAGUAUUGCGGCUACUGAUGAUUUAUAUGAAAAGAAAAAAACAAGGAAACGCUCAUAUUCAUUGGGAGGGUCACAAGCUCUGGAAGAAUUUAAAGAACAGGCCAAUCCAGGGAAAGGGAUUCUUAAACGAUAUUCUUCCUUCGGACUUGAUCCUGAUACCAAAAAUGAACGUACCUAUAAUGAUAAUUUUGAUGCACUGAAUAAUACGGUCAUUGGGAUUCCUAAUAGUAUUAUGUUUGCAUCCAAACAAAUGAAUAUUUCACAAGAGAAGGAACCACCAACUCGUUCGAAAGGGAGAAGAAGUCGCGUAUCUUUUGCUAGUCAUGCUCGCGUAAGAUGGUAUCAGAAUGAGUCUGACCGAUCGCGUAUUUCAUCUGACUCUCCUCCGUCUGUUAACAGAGCGCCGGGCUUUUCAACUGAAGAACGCGGACAUUCAGUUUCUAAAGAAUCAUCUGCAAAUGAAGAUGAAACAAAUAAUAAUGAAGCAGGAAAUGAAAGCAUAUCGUCUAGUCCUCGCCGUUAUUCCCCUCCACCCGAAUUGCAAGAGAAUGAAUCAAAUAGUGAUAUGGAUGUCACGAAUUCACCUCCCCCAACCAAUCCUGUUUCUAAUUUACCAAACCCUUCUUCAAUCGUACCGGAAUAUCAAUAUGCUUCUCGAAUAGUUUCUACUGAAGCGCCAGAAAGCCCUCCAGCAAAUUCAAACAAGACAAGUCGUAAUGAAGAUUUGGAAUCUGAAAUGAGCAUGGAUGUCACUAUGCGAUUUCAUGAUGAUAACUCUUACCUUUCUGGCAUUGAGUCUCUUCAGGGUUCCAACUCAACCGAGCAAACUCCUUCCCGACAAAUUCAGCAUGUAGAUAAUUCUUCGCUUUCUUACCAUCAUCUUCCUGCAUCAAAUUCAAUUGCCUCGCUGGAUCGAGGCGUUGAUGAAGAGCAAGACAUGAUGCUUACCCGGUCAAUUGAUGUACCACGCGCUGACCCUGAAGACUUCUCAAAUCAGAUGGACAUUAGCAUGGAGCUUACUUCCUCUCAUAUAUCACCAAUUCGUCUCGACCGAAAAUUAUCCGCAACUGGUACGCCUAGAAAAGAUAAUGGAAUGUCUAUAGUUCCUCCAGCUACUCUGGAACCCUCUGAUUCCCCUUCACAAAACCCUACCGAUAUGGAUUUAACAACAAGGAUUGUUGAAAAGCAACCAUCACCUUUACCUUCUUCUGAAGAGGAAGCUAUGGACAUAACUCAGAAUGUUCAUUCUGUUGCUUCACCUGUUCAUGUCCUCUCCCAAAGUGAUACCCAGACAAGGCUUCAAGAGACAGGAAUUGCUGAAUUUGCAGAUGGAGAAGAAUCGGAAAUGAAUGUUACAAAGGCAUUUGAUCUGUUCUCACCUUCAAAAAGACAGAUGAAUGACACCGAAGAACCCAUGGAUGUGACGGGUGUAAUCAAUCUUCCAUAUUCCCAGACCAACGAAAAUAAUGAUAUACAAGAACAACAAGAGGAAGCUGGCACCGGUCCCUUAUCACCAAUACAGAGACUCCCUUCUCCAAAUAUUGCCCGUACAACCUAUGAACAAAUCCCUCCCCAUAAGAAGCCAAAACGGUUGAGCGGUAACCUUGACGUUAUAAGUCCCAGUAGAUCCGAAAUUCAUCCACCAAAAGAAAAAGCUUCUCCAUCAUCUCUUUCGCCGAAUACUAAGUUGGAUCGGAGUACAACAAGAAGUUCUCGUCGAAAACAGAGGUUUAGUACAUCUGCUGUCGAUAUGGAUACUAAGCGUCAACAACGAUUGUCAACUAUCCGGAAUGCCAGAAAAUCUAUAUCUACUUUAAACGACUUGGACUUUGUUUCAUUUCCUCCUGCUUCAGAACAAAAUUCUAUAUCAAAUGCUUCACCCAAAAAAAAUGAAUCACCUCCAAGUCAGUAUGAAGAUACAGAGCCUGCACCGAUAAGUCCUUUGAGGCGUGAAAUACAACAUGCUUCUGUCCAUACGUCUCCUGCGCCGGAAUCUUCGUCUUCUGGUUAUUUUACCAAUAGCAAAAUCCAGGAAAUGGAAAAAGACUCCUUUAUUUCUCCAAUAGCAAUAAAAUUGCAGCCCUUAACUUUUGAAGGAGCGCACGAAUUGGGUACCUCAAUGGACGUAAAUGUUACUGAUGAAGAAAAUGCUUUACAUGAUUCUCAUUUACAGAACGUUGCUAACGAAAUUGUACCCGCUGAGGAAGAAAAGCAAAAUACGGAAACAAGCCUGGAAAAUGCUCUAUCCUCUUACGACCCUGUUUUACCAGCUUUAACAAUAGAUGAAUUUCUGAGCAUGACUGAAAUUGAAUUUUUGGAUAAUAUAACGAGUUCGAAACGGCGUGAGACUAUAAUAUCUGGUCCAGCUGAGAGCCAGCAGUUAACAACCGCUCAGCUUUUGGAAUCCUAUUAUCUGCAAUUUCCAAUACUGGAAUUGUAUAGGUUUAGCUGUCAAAAAUUAGAAGAAUAUAUCAUUGAGGGAAAAGACUUCGUAACAAAGAUGGCUGAAGUGGCGCAUAAGAAUAAUCCCUUGUUAUUUUACGAAUAUCGAAAAGCAUCUAGUGAAAUGAAAGCGUUAAUGAAUUCGCAGUUUCGGAUAAUUAAAACUUUCUCGCGUUUGCAAGCUCAAGGUUACUGGUAUGAAUGGCGGGAGGCUUUAAUGCAAGGAAUCAAGCAGGAACUCGAUGAGAAUCUUAUGAAGCUUAAGAAAAAUCUAAUACAGAUUUCGGAAACCAGAUCCAAGCUUCUUCCUUUUUUUAAAGAAUUACGUACCAAUUUUUCUACGGUAUCAACAAAGGUUGAAGCAUUAAGAAAGAGAAAGGAAUUGUUUGGGCAAUACAGCAAAGAACUGGUUCUCCAGACCCAGAGCAAGUUUGAAGAUUUACAAAAGGAGUUAAAUUUGAAGAGGAAAACGUUAAUUGAAAGACAAGCCUAUAAGCGCAACCUAGAAAAAGAGAUAGACGAUUUAACUAAGCGAUGCAAAGGUUUGGAAAUGCGGUGCCAGGAAGAGAGAGAGUUUUAUAAUGCGAAUCAGGAUUUUGAGUAUGAUGAAAUUACAGAGUACCAGCAGGAAUUAUCACAACUGCAACGGAAACUUGGCUGGACCAUAGUUUCUAUCCGACCUAAUGAAAUGAAACUAAUUUGGAAUCAUUCGUUGCAACCUUUUCAAGUGUCUGUCUUGCUUCAGGUGCGACAAGAAGAACUAGAUCUGAACGUGAAAGCCGAAUUAGCAAAGCGAUCAUGGACUGUUUCUGACGUGUUUGAUACUUUAGCUGAUAUGUUUCACAACAGCAAGAGUAAAAUCAUCAAGAAAAACGUUAAACUGUUAAAACCGGUAAUGGAUGAGAUCGCUGCUUAUUGGAAUCAGUUACAAGAACUACUGUUGGAAUUUGAGAGGCUGAAAUUAUAUUGGCCUUAUGUGUCAUUUAAUUGGGAAAAACAGUGUCUAGUUAUUCGAGUGGAGAUAUACCUCCAAUCCAGAGCGACGAAGCUUUUAAUAGAGUUCAACAUUCCUGAGUCGGCUUUAAUGAAACAAGACGGAGCAAAUUCUGUAUAUGAAGCAACAUCCGUAAAGGUUCAUUCUGUAUACGAUAAUGGUUUGAAACAAGAACCGGAAAUUUUGAAAGUUCUUUUGGAAAAGCUACAUUCUGUGUCUAUAAAUGCAUAUUCUUUUGCAUGUUUUGAGAUUUUAAGCAUUUACAGCUAGUGGGAUGAGUUUACAUAAUCACUUUUGUGUUUAGGAUGUCAGUUGUUGAUUUACAAUUUCGAUACCCUUUAAUGCCUAGUGAAAAUGCUUAAAAAUUUCGUGUAUAUUAAAAAUUUAUAUAUUUAAUAAUAAUGGGUUAUGUGUUUGUCGUUAAUUACCUUAUUAUUUGAUUCGAAUCCUGCU